This is a messenger RNA of Microtus ochrogaster (prairie vole), 3900 nucleotides long. RefSeq names its product WASH complex subunit 1 (gene Washc1). The coding region runs from base 2162 to 3586 and encodes 474 amino acids. Gene Ontology annotation, cellular component: recycling endosome; early endosome; WASH complex. The record is from RefSeq and is a predicted model, not a curated record. Gene Ontology annotation, molecular function: actin binding; alpha-tubulin binding; gamma-tubulin binding. Gene Ontology annotation, biological process: retrograde transport, endosome to Golgi; endocytic recycling; Arp2/3 complex-mediated actin nucleation. NCBI's taxonomy places the organism in Eukaryota, Metazoa, Chordata, Mammalia, Rodentia, Cricetidae. The transcript is spliced from 11 exons.
AGAAACCCUGUCUCACAGAAACAAACAAAAAAGUUUAUUUAAUUAUCAUGUAUGUACGAAUGUGUUUGUUGUGUGGAUACGUGUGGCUUGUUGAGUAUAUGAACGUCAGAGGGUGACUUUUGGGAGUGGCUUGUCUCUAUCUACCAUGUAGGUUCCAGGGACCCAGCUCAGACCAGCAGGUGGCAACAACUGCCCUUGUCUGCUGAGCUGUCUUGCCAGCCGGAGAAUUAAUUCUUUAGAAGCAUAGGACAUGGGGGAAAAGGAUAAGGAAGGAAACUAGGUUCUGCCAACUGCAUACGUGAUUUUGACAGUGGAAAUGAUUGUGCAAAGUUAACAGUAUAUUUUAAUUUAACCCACUCGAUCUAAAAUGUGACAGUUUCAGCAUAUAACCAAUAUAAGAUAUGAAUGGGACACUUUACUCUUAAGCCUUUGGUUGUGUGGCGUUCCCCAUCUGCGUGCUUCCUGUGUCACCUCACUGGACAGCGCAGGUCUCAGGGGUUCAUGCCUGGCUGGAGUCUAAACUCCUCCCUUCAGAACUCAGUGUUCUUCCACACUUGCUUCUGUUUAUCGUUCUUUUUCUUGCUGCUCCUCCAAGGAUUCUUACAGGGAAACCACGAGACCUCAUUUACCAUCCUGCUGCUCAUCUUUGCUCCAACUCCAGCUGUUCUUUACGCUUCACGGAGAGCCGCAGGUAGCAUGGAGGAAGUUUUCGGGCAUCCUUAACCCACAGUGUUCCUCAGUAAAGCCGCAUGCACAGCCCGGAUUAGACCUUUUGUGGGGUCGUGACAGCCAGCCCUAACUCGAUGGCAGUGGUAUUGCCUGCUCUAUCCCAGUCAGUUAAGGACACUUCCCGCAGAGGGCCCCCAGAUCUGUGUAAUCAUUUACACACAACUCCCCUGUGAUGGCUAAAGAAACUUAAUAUGAUACCAGGCAUCCCGUAAGGGCCAUUGACCUUUGCCCUGGGAUGCCUGUGAGACCCUCGUGGCCUGUCGGUGAUAUAAGGAUAAGAUAAUGGUGUUCCUGCCUUGAGGUAUUUAACCGCUUUCUUUCUGCUUAUGUAAACUUGCUAUUUAACCCCUUGCUUCUGCUUAUCACUGUGGGACUGGGAUGGAAUGGUCUUUUUAUAACUGUACAGGGAGAAAGAAAUGCAACUGAGGGGAACGGAACAAUUUUUAUGCCAGCCAUGGAUUCUAUAGCUAAUCGUAAUAUCCACCAUUGACGUCUGCCUUUGUAAACCCUUCCUUGGGCAUGGCAUGCUAUUUGGCUCUAAGGCUGCCCUUCCUUCAAUCAGAGUAAAUUCACUUCAUCUAAACUUGAAGUUAGUCUUGGCUCUUUCGUAGUGGAGUAGAAGGCCACAACACUCUCAACACAGGGGAUUCAGUUGUUCUUGUAUAUGUCUUUCUAUGUGUCAGUCUGAUUUUGUAUCUUACCCAUCUGUGUUGUGAUCGGGCACUCCACUUAGUAGCUAACCAGCAUAUACAGACAAGAUGAGAGUAAACCACCAUGUUCACUAUCAUAGUUCUCUAGUGGACCUGCUGCUUCCUUAUUUAGAGGAUUUGUGUUUGUCCUUCCCUUGAGGACAUGUACACAGACACACAUCCAGUUGCAAAGGAGUUCGGCUUAAGAAAUGACAGGAAGCUGGGUGGUGGUGGUGAAUGCCUUUAAUCCCAGCAGUUGGGAGGCAGAGGUAGGCGGAUCUCUGUGGGGAAAAAAGGAAAAAAAAAUGACAGGAAGAACUUACUCUGUUUCCCUCCUGAUUUUACAGUGGAAGCGCUCAGGUUUGAUUUAGGUCAGCAUGGCUAGCAAGUUUGUUUCAGGAGCAGUGGAAGAGGUGAGGAGACAUCUUUGAAAGAGUCUAGACUCACAGGGUUAGGUCCCUGGAUGGUUGUGGAGCGGAUGUCUCUGUCUUAGUGACAUGGUAAGCACAUGUACAGAAUGAGGGACGACACUGGCUUGGAUAGUGGCUCAAGGCUUCCAUGCGGGAAGCUGAGACUGUCCUGGUCACUGGAAUAGGAGAGAGGAACCCAUGCCAAGAAAAAGCUAAAGAGUGGAAGGACCGUCUCAGAUCUGGACAAGUUUUGACCCAAAGGAGGAAGGAGAGAGCCAGCAGCAUGGAAGCGAGAGCUCAGGAAGUCAGCAGAAGGAACCAAGAAUAGGCGCCAUGACCCCCGUGAAGACUCAGCACUCCUUGGCGGGUCAGCCGUAUGCAGUGCCCCUGAUCCAGCCAGACCUGCGAAGAGAGGAGGCAAUCCAGCAAGUGGCAGAUGCCCUGCAACACUUACAGAACAUCUCGGGAGACAUCUUCAGCAGGAUCUCCCAGCGAGUAGAACUGAGUCGCCGCCAACUGCAGACCAUUAGGGAGAGGGUCUCCCUGGCCCAGGCUAAGAUAGAGAAGAUCAAGGGCAGCAAGAAGGCCAUCAAGGUUUUCUCUAGUGCCAAGUACCCAGCGCCAGAGCGCCUGCAGGAAUACGACUCCAUCUUUACUGGUGCCCUUGACCCUGAUCUGCAGAGAAGACCCCGUUACAGGAUCCAGAGCAAGCACCGCUCACUGGAUGAGCGGGCCCUGCAGGAGAAGCUGAAAUACUUUCCUGUGUGUGUGAACACCAAGUCGGAGCCUGAGGAUGAAGCUGAGGAGGGACUUGGGGGUCUUCCCAGCAACAUCAGUUCUAUCAGCUCUCUGCUGCUUUUCAACACCACAGAAAACCUGUAUAAGAAGUAUGUUUUCCUGGACCCUCUGGCUGGCGCAGUAACAAAAACACACACGAUGCUGGGCACAGAAGAGGAGAAGUUGUUUGAUGCCCCUCUGUCUAUCAGCAAGAGAGAGCAGCUGGAGCAGCAGGCUCCGGAAAACUACUUCUAUGUGCCAGACCUGGGCCAAGUUCCUGAGAUCGAUGUGCCAUCCUACCUACCCGACUUGCCUGGCAUCGCAGAUGACCUCAUGUACAGUGCGGACUUGGGCCCUGGCAUUGCCCCCUCUGCUCCUGGUGCCAUUCCAGAACUGCCCACCUUCCACACGGAGGUAGCAGAACCUUUCCAGCCAGAACUGGAGAAUGGGGUGCUGUUGGCAGCACCACCACCGCCACCACCGCCACCACCACCUCCCCCAGCUCCCUCAGUGGUGGUCAGUACCCCCCAGCCGCCAGCGUUCCCUGAAGUGGCAACUGCACCUGGCCAGGUUGCCAGGGAAGAAGACACUAGCAGCAGCGUGGGCCACUCAGCCUCUGUUCAAGGAGCCCCUAAGGAGGUGGUUGAUCCCUCCAAUGGCCGGGCCACUCUGCUUGAGUCUAUCCGCCAAGCUGGGGGUAUUGGCAAGGCCAAGCUACGCAGUGUCAAGGAACGCAAACUGGAGAAGAAGAAACAGAAGGAGCAGGAGCAAGUGAGAGCCACGAGUCAAGGCGGGGACUUGAUGUCAGACCUCUUUAACAAGCUCAUCAUGAGGCGAAAAGGUAUUUCUGGAAAAGGACCUGGCACCGGAACCAGUGAGGGGCCUGGGGGAGCCUUCACCCGGAUGUCAGACUCCAUCCCACCGAUGCCACCCCCCCAGCAGCCCGCAGGAGACGAGGAUGAUGAUGACUGGGAGUCCUAAGAGUGCUUUGAGCCUUCUUGCACAUUCAGCAGGAACAGCCAGGAGGGACUCCUUGGCCAGCUGGGGCUUCUCAGGUUUUGUUGCCCGAGGAGGUCCAGGGGAUUAUACAAGUGUUCUGGGUUGGUGCCCGAUUUCUCUUCAUGGAGUGGGGGCUCUGUGAGCCGUCUGCUGCUUCCCUGCUUUGCUUGGUACUCCACUGAAGAGUGCCACAGCAACGUGGUGGAAUAAAGAAAGUAACUAGACCUGAACCCAAGCCAACAGUGCCCUUUUAAUAAAUGAAAGGUAGCCAUGCUGGCUGCCGACAGCUUCUUGGA